GACAACUACCGAAGGCGAAGCUGUAACGAGAACUUAUGACUCCGCGACUUCUCUUCCGAGUUCGAUCGAGCAUUCUCUCAAAGCUCCCAUAAAUUUUAUGUUGCUCGUUGUCUUUUCGUUCUCUCUCUCUCUCUCUCUCUCUCUCUCGCUGUCCCCGCUGAGAACGGAAGGUUCUUUCCCAUAAUUCUUUCAAAAGGGAGAUCAAAAGAAAAAGAAAAAUAAUGCCGAAUCGCUGCUUGUCUGUGGUUCUAUUCUUCCUUUUGACAGGCUUGACUGCAUCUUCGAGCUUCGUUUCAAACAAUAUCUUUGAAUCUCAUGGAUAUCCUGCUCGAAACCUCCUUCAGACGAAAAAAGAGUGCACUGUGAACUUCGAGAACCUGGACUACACAAUAUUCAAAAACCAAUGCAAAGGGCCCCAGUUUCCCCCAGAGCUCUGUUGUGCAGCUUUGAAAGAAUUUGCUUGCCCAUACGCAGCUGAGAUUAAUGACCUCAAUAGUAAUUGUGCAUCGACCAUGCUCAGCUACAUAACCCAGAAUGAGGGAUAUCCCCCUGGCCUGUUUUCCAGUGAGUGCCGAGAAGGGAARGAUGGACUGAAAUGCAAUGCCACAGCACCGGUGGGAUCUAGCAAUGGUACCAGCGGAGCCCAGAUUGGGCAAAUUCUAUUGCCUUUCCUGUUGUUUGUAAGUUCGUCCCUCGUGUUAUUACUGCUCCAAAUGUUAUGAAGCCCAGAGGUCUGAUCAUUUGCAUUCAGAUUUCAGACUCUCUGUGUUUGUUUUAUUGUGUUUGGCCCCUCCAACAAACAGCUUUUCAAGAACCAUGGCUUUUCUGCAGCCAGCCAUGUUGUACUUUCUGUAUCAAAUAAACCAUAUUGGACUAUGUUUGUAUUCUAGACUUCUAGUACAUUUGGAAAAGUAGAAAUGAGAAAGCAUGAUUCAAA
Molecule: messenger RNA, 937 nt
Organism: Nelumbo nucifera (sacred lotus)
Lineage: Eukaryota; Viridiplantae; Streptophyta; Magnoliopsida; Proteales; Nelumbonaceae
Product: GPI-anchored protein LLG1-like
Source: RefSeq, a predicted model, not a curated record